Messenger RNA from Hemicordylus capensis (graceful crag lizard), 1911 nucleotides. RefSeq lists its product as uncharacterized. The transcript has 2 exons. Bases 1 to 1911 code for a protein of 636 amino acids. The record is from RefSeq and is a predicted model, not a curated record. NCBI's taxonomy places the organism in Eukaryota, Metazoa, Chordata, Lepidosauria, Squamata, Cordylidae.
AUGGUUUACCCAUUGCUGUUCCCCUAUGGGGAUCAAAGCUGGGGAAUUGACAUACCUUUGCAACACAGACCACAAGCCUUAUUAGGCUUAACAAAUCAGUCACAAACUCCUAGAGUGAGGGUAAGCCAAAUGCAAUACUAUGGCUACCGUCUUUCCAUCAGAGACAUAUAUAACCCCUUCUUAAAUGCUGGCCGCCUAACACAGCAAUAUAUAGUUGACGCAUAUGUCAAAACAGAAGCCAACAGACUCAAUUAUGUCCGCCAAAAUCAACCAAAAUUGCGAGUAGAAAAAUACUCUGGAUUAAUGGACCAUUUAAAUAAUGAAGCCAAUGAGGCAGGCCUGAUUCCUGGAAAAACCUAUAUUUUGCCUUCCUCAUUUGCUGGUAGCCCCAGAAACAUGCUACAAAAUUAUCAAGACGCAAUGGCAAUUGUCAGGAAAUAUGGUAAACCUGAUCUUUUUAUUACAAUGACGUGCAGCCCCAAAUGGGAAGAGAUUGUUAAUAACCUACAACAUGGUCAAACUGUUGAUGCACGACCAGAUUUAGUUGCAAGAGUAUUUCACCUAAAACUGAAAGCUCUAAUCGAUGACAUCUGUAAAACACAGAUUUUUGGGGUACCAGAAGCCAUUGUGUACGUGAUAGAAUUUCAAAAAAGGGGUUUGCCACUUGCUCACAUACUACUCAUUCUUAAAGAUGACAAAAUCCUGGACAUACAAAUUACUCCUCGGUUAUAUGCAAUUAUAACAAAACAUAUGAUUCAUGGCCCAUGCGGAGCACACUAUCUUAAUUCUCCAUGUAUGACAAAUGAAAAAUGCGCAAAGGAUUUUCCAAAGCAAUUCCAGCAACAAACUAUUGCCAAUAGCAAUGGCUAUCCCAAAUACAGAAGACGAAACACAGGCCAAAGUUCAAUUGUGAACGGCAAGACAAUUGAUAAUAGUUGGGUUGUACCAUAUAAUCCAUAUCUAGCCCUGAAGUACAAUUGCCACAUUAAUGUUGAAGUCUGUGCUUCUGUGAAAAGCGUCAAAUACCUUUUCAAAUAUGUGUACAAAGGCCACGAUUGUGCUAAUGUUGUGAUUCAAGAACAAGGCACUUUGAAUCACGAUGAAAUAAAGACCUUCAUGGAUUCAAGGUAUUUCAGCGCUCCAGAAGCAGCAUGGCAUCUGAAUGGGUUUGAAAUGCAUUAUCAGUCCCAUACUAUCCAUAGGUUAGCGGUGCAUCUGCCUGACAAACAAUCGGUAUUUUUCAACCCCAAUGACAUUAGCACAGCGGCCCAAAGAGCUUCAAACCGCGAUACUCAUUUGACGGCUUGGUUCAAAUUAAAUCAACAGGAACAGGAAGCAAGGAGCAUAUUAUACUUGGACAUUCCUUUUUACUAUGUCUUUGACUCUGCUAAUUGUACUUGGAAAUUACGUCAACGUGGUGCUGAAAAAGUGAUUGGACGAAUGUAUUCUGUCAACUUACCAUCGGAUCCAGAGUGCUACUGUCUUCACCUCCUAUUGCUGCAUGUUUCGGGUGCAGUAUCCUUUGAAGAUCUGAGGAGUGUAAAUGGAAAUGUCUAUCCCACUUUCCUAGAAGCUGCAAAAAUAAGAGGCCUCAUUAACGAUGAUCAAGUGUGGGGGAGCACGCUGGAAGAUGCUGUCCAAUAUCGCAUGCCUAAACAACUCAGGGAGCUAUUUGCAUAUAUCUGCGUAUUUGCCUCCCUACAAAAUAUGAAUGAACUUUUUCUAAAAUAUGAGCAAUACCUCAUUGAAGAUUUUGUUCGCACACAUAUCCGCCACAAUGAUGAUUGCACAGUAUGCCGUAACAUCGCACUAAGAGAAAUAUCCAACAUUCUGACACUCCAUGGGAAGAAGUGUGAAGAUUUUGGAUUGCUGUCCACACUGCCAAAUACUGACCUACUUAGGAAUACCUAA